Molecule: messenger RNA, 1335 nt
Organism: Drosophila elegans
Lineage: Eukaryota; Metazoa; Arthropoda; Insecta; Diptera; Drosophilidae
Product: trypsin-1
Exons: 3
Coding region: 244-1245 (333 amino acids)
Biological process (GO): proteolysis
Molecular function (GO): serine-type endopeptidase activity
Source: RefSeq, a predicted model, not a curated record
ACAUAAUGCUGAAACUUAGUACAUAUUUUAUGUUACAUUAAUUAGUUACACACUUUUAUUUAUUCUUAGGCCGUAUUUACAGAACUUUUGUUAACUUUUUUUUAAGCAUUGCAAUAAUUACGUUUUAGACUUGUUAACGUUGUUUUGUAUAUAAAAAUGUUUUGAUUUAGUUAAUUUAUUGAUCAAGUUUCCCACAUAUCAACAAAAAUAUCCCAUUGUUACAAUGAUAUCCAAUUCGUGAACAUGAAUUUGAAAUAUAUAUUCUUAUUUGGGAUGUUGACGAUGAAUUAUUCGAGUCUUAUGUGCUUGGAAUAUUCGAAAGGCUUUAAUGAGUCUGCAGUUAUAAACACAAUUCAUACGGGCCAAAGCAAACGAACGAGUAAAUUUCUAUUUGACACAAUUUUUCGCAUAAGUUCGGGAGUAUCAAAUGCUUUUGGACUUUCCGAUACAGAAGACGAUGUUGAGUACACCGAGAAUUCCAGCCUCAAAAAUUGUGAUUGCGACUGUGGUUUUUCCAAUGAAGAAAUAAGAAUCGUUGGAGGAAAACCAACCGGAGUUAACCAAUAUCCUUGGAUGGCGAGAAUUGUUUACGAUGGAAAAUUUCAUUGCGGUGGCUCGUUGCUGACCAAGGAUUAUGUGUUAUCCGCCGCUCACUGUGUGAAGAAGCUGAGAAAGUCGAAAAUAAGAAUUAUUUUUGGAGACCACGAUCAAGAAAUCACUUCCGAGUCUCAGGCCAUUCAACGGGCUGUUACAGCCGUAAUAAAACACAAAAGCUUUGACCCAGAUACCUACAACAAUGAUAUUGCUCUGCUAAGACUUCGCAAACCCAUUUCGUUUUCGAAAAUAAUAAAGCCUGUAUGUCUUCCGCGGUUUAAUUACGAUCCUGCAGGCCGAAUUGGAACAGUUGUUGGCUGGGGACGCACGUCCGAGGGCGGAGAGCUCCCGUCCAUUGUUAAUCAAGUGAAGGUUCCCAUUAUGUCCAUCACGGAGUGCCGUAAUCAAAAAUACAAAAGUACUCGAAUUACCUCAUCGAUGUUGUGCGCGGGCAGGCCGAGUAUGGACUCUUGCCAGGGCGAUAGUGGAGGACCGCUGUUGUUAUCUAAUGGAGUUAAGUAUUUUAUCGUCGGCAUUGUUUCCUGGGGCGUCGGAUGCGGCCGCGAAGGAUAUCCGGGUGUUUACUCAAGAGUGAGCAAAUUCAUUCCAUGGAUUAAAUCAAAUUUAGAAAAUACAUGCCUGUGUUCUUAGUCAAUGUUGUAUGGAAGUACACGAACUUAUUUAUUGCCUAGCUAAGCCGCAACCAUGCAGUCGAAAAUAAAAAUUAAAGUUUCAUUAAAA